Molecule: messenger RNA, 423 nt
Organism: Aspergillus tanneri
Lineage: Eukaryota; Fungi; Ascomycota; Eurotiomycetes; Eurotiales; Aspergillaceae
Exons: 2
Coding region: 1-423 (140 amino acids)
Source: RefSeq, a predicted model, not a curated record
AUGAAUCAUUAUGUGCUGUACGAAGGCGAGGUACUUGCCAGAUACCCCCAGCCAAAGAGCCAGCAAACCUCGGGCCAGUCGACCGAGACACUCCCCCCGCUAUUCGGCCACGAGGCCACUGACUAUGCAGCCAAGAGUACCAUGCGCAUUGAGACCGAGUGCACUCGACCAAAGCCUGCCAGUCGAAAGAGGCCAGCGAGCGCUGCCUUGGACUCUAGUCCAGCCUUGUUCUACGGCCGAAGACGAUCUCCUACGGAAUUUAGUGGCCAGAGUGCUUUCGUGGGGGCAGAUCGAAAAAGAAUUCGCUCAGGUCUUUACUGGAAGAAGUUUGAGAUCGUUGCAGGUGCGUUGGUCGAGGAGCCUGAAGUUUGCGGCGCGAUCGGCGAGGCGUUCAAAGCGCCAGAGGGGCGACUGAUGGAGUGA